This is a messenger RNA of Callorhinchus milii (elephant shark), 2943 nucleotides long. RefSeq names its product zinc finger and BTB domain containing 24 (gene zbtb24). Bases 175 to 2391 code for a protein of 738 amino acids. Gene Ontology annotation, biological process: regulation of transcription by RNA polymerase II. Gene Ontology annotation, cellular component: nucleus. NCBI's taxonomy places the organism in Eukaryota, Metazoa, Chordata, Chondrichthyes, Chimaeriformes, Callorhinchidae. The record is from RefSeq and is a predicted model, not a curated record. The transcript has 7 exons. Gene Ontology annotation, molecular function: protein binding; RNA polymerase II cis-regulatory region sequence-specific DNA binding; DNA-binding transcription factor activity, RNA polymerase II-specific.
GUGUGACGGCGCCUGGUGGUGACGUUGUGUGACGGCGCCUGGUGGUGACGCGGGUCUCGGGCUCUCGCUCCUGAUGAAGUCGCGCGAGGUUUGCUGAGGCCGAUGGCGGCUCUGGCAGUUGGUGGCGGCGGAAGGUGUGUCAGAUAGAGGUAUGAUUGAUUGAGCGAUACCAAGAUGGCUGAGACAUUGCCCAAUGACCCUACUACCUCUUCUCUGUUAAUCCAGUCCAAGACUCACAAAGACACUAUUCUGACCAACUUUGAAGAGCAAAGAAAGCGGGAUUUUCUAUGUGAUAUCACUUUAAUUGUUGAGAAUGUUCACUUCAAAGCACAUAAAGCCCUGCUGGCUGCCAGCAGUGAAUAUUUCUCCCUGAUGUUUGCAGAUGAGCACCAUUUGGGUCAAACUAUCUAUAUGCUUGAUGGAAUGGCUGCAGACACAUUCCAUAUAGUGCUGGAAUUCAUAUACACAGGUUGUUUGAAUGUAACUGAGAAGUCCAUUGAGCACAUAGUGAGCACUGCCCAGGUGCUUAAAGUGAAUGACUUGGUAAAAGCUUACUCAGACUAUCAGCACAACCAUCUAGAUGUUAAUAUGUCACUGGCCUCCAAUGGGAUUAACGUAGUUGUUGUGGAACCUAGCACUGGCAAUCAACAACCUUCAAAGCCAAAACGCAAGAGAGGGAGACCUCGAAAAUGUGAACAAGUGCAAGCAGACACUGAUGAGGUUAUUAGUGAGAGCCUGGUUCACGAACAGCAAAAUACAACCAACCUCAAGCAACCUACAGAGGAAAAUAGUGAUCCAAUGAACAAUCUAGUGCAAGAAGUGCAGAACCACAAGUUGUUAGAGGCAGAAGACCAUCUUGAUGCAGAUUUUGGCACUGAUUCUCAGGCAGAAGAUUAUGGACAUAAAAUAGCCACACUUGUGAGCCGGAGCCGCUACAGCAACCGUAGAAUUCAGAGACCCAUUAAACUAAUGGGUUACAGGCUUGGCACGGAAGAUGAGGAACAGGAGGAAGUAAGGAAACGUGGGCGAAAGAGGAAAUAUCCAGAUGUGGAGCCUCGAUGUGAGGACUGUGAUAAAGUGUUUAAAAAUCAUCACUUCUUGGCCAUACAUCGGAGGACACAUACCGGUGAACGACCUUUUAAAUGUUAUGAAUGCGGCAAAGGAUUUUCACAGAAGCACACGUUGCAAGUUCAUGAGAGGAUGCACACAGGAGAGCGUCCGUACCACUGCACAGUGUGCGGGAAGUCACUGACCACCAAACAUUCUCUCUUGGAGCAUAUGAGUUUGCACACAGGAAAGAAGGCCUUUAGUUGUGACCAAUGUGGAAAGUUUUUUACACAGAAGAGACAACUGAAGAGCCAUUACAGAGUGCACACUGGUCAGUCUAUGCCUGAAUGUGUGUAUUGUCAUCGUAAAUUCAUGGAUGCUGCUCAGCUCAAGAAACAUCUAAGAACCCACACAGGUGAGAAGCCAUUUACAUGUGAAAUUUGUGGUAAAUGCUUUACUGCAAAGAAUACUCUACAGACCCACAUAAGAAUCCACAGGGGAGAAAAACCCUUUUCUUGCAACACCUGUGGAAAGUCCUUCGCUGAUCCCAGUGCAAAGAGGCGUCAUGAUGCCAUGCACACUGGAAACAAACCCUUUGUGUGCCCGACCUGCAACCAGCGGUUCACUCGUGCUGACAACCUUAGGUCCCAUAUGAAAAUACACAGCAAAGAAAGGAAGUGCCAAGGUCUAGAGAAUGACGUUGAAGAUGGUGGUGCAGAGCAGGUGAAGACCAUCCUCCAGCUGCAGCAGUACCAGCUUCCCACAGCAGGUGAACAGCAGAUACAGCUGGUGGUGACCAAUAAUGUCCACAAUAUUAAUUUCAUGCCGGCCCAUGGCCAGAGCAUCAGCAUUAUUUCUGCUGAAGGAUCCCAGAACCUCCCCGAGGACCAAACCUCAAACCUGGCCCUGCUGACUCAGCAAAGUGAGCACAUGCAGAACUUGACUUUGGUAACUCAGCCCGGGCAAGCGGACCACAUCCAGGCCAUUGGGAUGGUGGAAAAUCAUGGCAGUGCAGGGCAGACGGAACAAAUGCACGUGAUCACACUGACAAAGGAGGCAAUGGAACACCUCCAGGAUCAAGCACAGCAAUUGCAGAUCACACAGGGGCGAUCACAGCCUAUUACUCUUGGACAGGCAUCCACUCAAUCAGUGCAUCUCAGCCAGGAAGCAACUGAGCAUCUCCAACAAAGUCGACCAACACACAUUCCUGAGCCACCUUCUCAACCAAUCUCUGUGAACCGAAGCUCCCAGCAUAUACAAGAACAGCAGGUCACAGAGCAGACAUUCCAACUGCAAGCAGAUGGUGUUUCUUACCUGUACACUAACCUAGUUACCCAGAGCUAGGCAAAUCUUUACCUGUAACUGGAAUUCCUUACUGAAGAUCAAAUUUUUAUGAUUGCAUAAUGACCUGAGAGAUUUUAGCACCUCUCUGAGCUUUUACUCAGAUGUUGCAGUCCCUAGUGAUCUCCAGAAUUUCUACAUACUGUUUCUGUUUAGCACUACAUUGUGAAGGCUUCUUUAAACACCCCUACCCCCCCAACCACCCACCCAUUUGAACUUGUCUUGAUCUCUUUUGCAGUAUUUGUUUUGUUGCACUGUCUGCAAUAGCUGACUGUUGGAAUUCCCUCAUCUCUCCCUUACCCCCGUCCCCCACCACCUAUGAAAGGAAAAUAUAAACUGAGGAGGGGAACGUUUCGUGGAAACGUUUACUAUAGAGCCUGUGCUAUUGUGGAGGACAGUACUCUGUUUCAUUACCAUUGAUUAAUGUCAACAUUAAUCUUUUCUACAUUGAUUUGCCAGAGUAACAUUCACAUUGCUUGAGCACUGAUAUUUUAAUACAAAGUUGGUUCAAUAAUAAUACUUGCAUUUGAUAUAGCGCUUUUCACGUCGCUAGAC